Molecule: messenger RNA, 324 nt
Organism: Aspergillus fijiensis CBS 313.89
Lineage: Eukaryota; Fungi; Ascomycota; Eurotiomycetes; Eurotiales; Aspergillaceae
Exons: 1
Coding region: 1-324 (107 amino acids)
Source: RefSeq, a predicted model, not a curated record
AUGCCACCCAAGGGCCUUUACCACCAAGCUGCUCUCCCCGAAGCACGAGGGCUGAAGUAUGACGAGUCCGACAUGGCUCUCUUCCACGCCAAGCUCUCCUAUCACUCCACUAUCGAAGCCCGCAUGGCAUCCAAGGACUCCAACCUAGCAUCGAUCUCGGAUGCCCAAGCGCGGAUCCUCAAGCGCUGGGAGAUGCUGAAGCAGGUGGAGAAGGAGAUGGCAGACAAGGGCAAGUCUCUGUCUCCCGCGGAAAGAAAGCAGCUCGCACAAUACGAGUGGCGGUACAAACGACUGGAGGAGGUGGCGACCCAGAGCACUAGCUGA